AUGGAGAAGGCUUCUAGCCCUCUCAAUCGAAACAAGGAGGCCCGGCCCUCCUUGCUCACGGGCAAGGUUUCUGCAUCAGCGGAGACCUCAAACCAUGGUCCUCCCAAGGAUGCAGCCCGUGAUAGGCGUUUGAGAGGACGAAGCAGAGUGAGGUCGGCUUCCAAACGGCCCCAGGCCUUGCAAAAGCAAGGAAGGAAAACAGACGCCCCGGCUGUCCGGACGUGGGCAAAUGUUGCGAAACUUGCAGCGAAAGGGUAUGACCUUACCAUUGUUCCGCCCUCGUUUGAGGAUGAUACCCCAGUGGUGGAUCUCCCUGAUGAAGUGCUAGAUGCGGUGGAUCCCAAGUGGCAUGAGUGCUUGGUUGGGUAUUAUGUAGGAAGGAGUUUGCCGUUCCAGCUCACGAAGAACACGCUCAAGCUAUGUUGGGGACCGAAGCUUGUUGAGGUUUUUGCCGAUGACCAGGGCUUCUUUUUCUUCCGCAUCCCUGACCCCGAGUUCCGAAGGAAGAUUUUGGAAGAUGGUCAUAUAACGGUUGCAAGGGUUGCACUUGUUUUGCAACAAUGGAAGCCUCUCCUAGAGUUGAAGAGGGAGAAGCAAACCACGGUGCCGAUGUGGAUUCGCUUAAAGAACCUACCUCUUGACCUCUGGACAGCCCCGGCAAUUAGCGCCAUCGCGAGCACUGUUGGCAAGCCUUUGUUUGUUGAUCAACGCACGGAGCAAACUCAAAGGAUCUCUUUCGCAAGACUUUGCGUGGAGCUUCAAGUUAAUCAACCAAGGUUCUCCUCGACCAAGGUAAGACUAAAUGGAGUUGCUCGGUCCAUUGCCAUCGAGUAUGAGUGGAAGCCAGCAGAAUGCUUGAAGUGUGGCUCCUUUUGGCACAAUUGUGCAGCCUCUUUAGCUGGUCAGAAGGCGGUGCAAGGCCACAAGCAGGCUCAGCCCAUCCCCUCCCCUUCAGUGGAGGCCCGCCCCCCUGAGACUUCCCCGGUGUUGGUGGUAGAUCUGAAUGAGGCUAAAUUGGGGUGGAAGCAAGUCAAGGGAAAGAAGAAGAAAUCUCCCCCUCCUAAGGAGACGUGCUUAGACCGUCCGGUCAGCUCUGGAGAAGAGGAACCAUCCCUCAAACAGACAACAGUAACUCUUAAAAGCUUGCCAUCAACCUCUACCCGGAAGGCUCAGAGUGGGCUUCGAGCCCUAAUCAAGGUGGAUGCCCCCACCUCGACAAUGGAGGAAGACCCCAUUAGCCAUCCGGAUGCGGGCAUGGGGAGUGGAGCGGAGUUGAAUGAGACUAAUUUGGGUCGGUUGGGACUCCGUGAGAGUUACCCCGUGAGAGUUAAGUUUGAAGCCUUCUCACUUACCAAGCAAGCGAUUCAUGGGAACCUUGAGAGCUUGGACUCUAGGGUGGCUUGUUGUGUUUCUUUUAUUUAUGGAGAUCACUCUUUUUCGCUGAGGAGACCAUUGUGGGAGGAUAUCAUUCUGAAAAGCACCCAUCUCCGGGACACUCCUUGGCUUGUCUUGGGGGAUUUCAACGCUAUUAAGGAUCCAUCGGACCAUGUAGGUGGCUCCGAAGAUUGGCUCCCUUGCUUUGAUGAGUUUGGACAGUGCUUGGAGCAAGCCGAGUUGGAAGACUUGAGGUUCGUUGGUUUUAGAUACACUUGGACUACGUCUUCAGGGCCUUCUAGGAAAGCAAGAAAGAUUGACAGGGUUCUAGUGAACGCCAAGUGGAGCUUGGAUCUCUCUUACUCGGAAGCCUCCUUUCUUGCUCCGGGAAUCUCGGAUCACUCGCCUAUGGUGGUGAAGGUGCUUAAUUCGACCCAUAGGAGGAAGCCCUUCAAGUUCUUCGACUUCUGGAUGAAGCACCCGGAGUUCAAUGAGAUUGUCUCGCAAGUGUGGGAUGCGCCGGGGAGUGGUGUUCCCAUGUAUAGGCUUGUUUCUAAGCUCAAGGCUCUUAAAUGUCGGCUCAAGCAGCUCAAUAGAGAUUCCUUCUCUAAUAUCUCUGCCAGAACUCUUGAUGCGUGUAUCUUUGCAGAGUUGCGCUCCUCGGAGGAGUCAUUCUUCAGGCGAAGUCCCGGUCGAGAUGGCUCGGGGGGAGACCGAAAUACCAAUUUCUUCCACCAAUAUGUCAACAAAAGACAGUUGAGGAACAGAGUCCUUUUCAUCCUCGACUCUUCGGGGAACCAAGUGACGGAGCCAUGGCUGGUGCAACGACGAUUUGUAGAGUUCUUUGAGGACCUCUUGGUGCCGCAAGGGGAGAUUGUUAGACCUUCGUUAGAGGACUUGAGGGAUGUUAUCCACCAUCCACUCUCGCUUGAUCAGGCUGCGCUUCUUGCUCGGCCAGUUACAGAGUUGGAGAUCCGGGACACUAUCUUCUCUUUGCCUAAGGGAAAGGCUCUUGGGCCGGAUGGCUUCAUAGCGGAGUUCUUCAAAGAAAACUGGGACAAUGUUGGUCCUUUAGUAACAAUUGCAGUGUUGGAUUUCUUCACUUCCCGAAAACUCUUGAGGGAGAUUAACAAUACCAUCUUGGUAAUGGUUCCUAAAGUGCUCAACGCCACUUCUGUGGAGGAUUAUAGGCCUAUCGCCUGUUGCAACACUAUCUACAAAUGUAUUACAAAGGUGCUAGCUAAUCGGGUGGCCCUAGCUUUGAAGAGCACGAUAGGCCCAUUUCAGACUGCUUUUGUAAAAGCUCUCGCACGCUGGUUUAAGGCCGAAAGGGCGGAUCCGGGGCCGGUUGGGGUCGGGAAUGGGCGGAGGAGCCGAACCGAACCUAGGCGGGACUUCAUGGUGGCCGGAGGUGAGCUGGACGGCUCCGCCGAGCUUCCCAGAUCUGGAAUGGCUGCUGGACUCGCGGAACCGAGCGGGGACGAGCGAGCUUGCUGCGCGAGGACAGCGGGGUGUCGCGAGCGGCGGACGGCGGGCAAGCGAGUGCGCGACGGCGGUGAGGCCUCAACGGCGAGCUGGCUUCGUCGGUCUUCAACUUGCAGGGCGUCGAACAGCAAGGGGACGGAGGAGAGAGACGGAGAUGCGCGGGGUAGAGCGAUGGCGUCGUGGCGGCGAGCGAAGACGAGCGCUAGCUAG
Messenger RNA from Eucalyptus grandis, 3069 nucleotides. RefSeq lists its product as uncharacterized. NCBI's taxonomy places the organism in Eukaryota, Viridiplantae, Streptophyta, Magnoliopsida, Myrtales, Myrtaceae. The transcript is spliced from 4 exons. Gene Ontology annotation, molecular function: catalytic activity. Bases 1 to 3069 code for a protein of 1022 amino acids. The record is from RefSeq and is a predicted model, not a curated record.